UCUGGCUGCGCCUAGUAGCCUGGCUAAAGGUAAAGAUAGUGUGCUGCACCCAAGGGAUCGGGGCCACCCCCAUGACCCUGUGUGCACUGACCCGUGCUCUGGGCUCUUUGAGUCUGGCGCCUCCGGCCAUUACAGCCCCCGGCCCGAGUCUACUUCCUGCAGCGCAGGUGGUGAGCAAUGCCUUCCUCCAACUGCCCUCCGCCUUGCUGUUGCUCCCCUGCCGCCCAAUACUUACUUCUGUGGCUCUUCAUGCCAAGUUUGUGUCCUGGAAGAGUUGUACAAAGUACACCAUUGUACCUGUGAAGAAGAGGAAAUCUGGGGGUCGAGACCACACAGGCCGCAUCAGAGUACAUGGUAUUGGUGGGGGCCACAAGCAACUUUAUCGAAUGAUUGACUUUCUGCGGUUCCGGCCGGAGCAGGAGACUAAGCCUGAACCCUUUGAGGAGAAGGUUAUCAGAGUCCGCUAUGAUCCUUGUAGGUCAGCAGACAUAGCUCUGGUUGCUGGGGGCAAUCGGAAACGCUGGAUCAUUGCCACAGAAAACAUGCAGGCGGGAGAUGUAAUCCUGAACUCUAACCACAUAGGCCGAAUGGCAGUUGCUGCUCGGGAAGGGGAUGCACAUCCUCUUGGGGCCCUGCCUGUGGGGACUCUCAUUAACAACGUGGAAAGUGAGCCAGGCCGAGGGGCUCAGUAUAUCCGAGCUGCAGGGACAUGUGGUGUGCUGCUGCGGAAGGUGAAUGGAACAGCCAUUAUCCAGUUGCCCUCUAAGAGGCAAAUGCAGGUACUGGAAACGUGCACAGCAACAGUAGGUCGAGUAUCCAAUGUUGAUCAUAACAAACGGGUCAUCGGCAAAGCUGGUCGGAACCGCUGGCUGGGCAAGAGGCCUUCUAGUGGGCUGUGGCACCGCAAGGGGGGCUGGGCCGGCCGAAAGAUUCGGCCAUUGCCCCCCAUGAAGAGUUACGUGAAGCUGCCCUCCGCUGCCUCCCAAAGUUGAUAUCCCUGGACUCUAAUAAAAUGACCAAUUUUUA
Molecule: messenger RNA, 1026 nt
Organism: Sciurus carolinensis (gray squirrel)
Lineage: Eukaryota; Metazoa; Chordata; Mammalia; Rodentia; Sciuridae
Gene: Mrpl2
Product: mitochondrial ribosomal protein L2
Exons: 7
Coding region: 72-992 (306 amino acids)
Biological process (GO): cytoplasmic translation
Cellular component (GO): ribosome
Molecular function (GO): structural constituent of ribosome; RNA binding
Source: RefSeq, a predicted model, not a curated record